This is a messenger RNA of Poecilia reticulata (guppy), 2199 nucleotides long. The record is from RefSeq and is a predicted model, not a curated record. Lineage: Eukaryota; Metazoa; Chordata; Actinopteri; Cyprinodontiformes; Poeciliidae.
ACGGUGUGGUCCUUGUUUUGAUGACGUAGCCACGGCCAGUCAAUGGAGUCAAACGGUCAGAGGAAACGAGGCCAUAGCAGAUUUAAAGUGUAUUUUCUUGUUAAAUAACCACCGGGAGGAGAUAAAUGCUAUUUUGAUAAUCAUGGCCGUCAGGGCGUAGUUUUACUCCAAAUACGUGGCACGUCUGCAGCCGACGGACCGUGUCAACAAAACGGCUAAUAAUCGCUCCAAUAAUGGCGGAACCAGGUCCGGUGGUCGCACAGCAGAAUUUGGACAGGAGCUGCUGGGUGUGCUUCGCCACAGACGAGGACGACCGCACGGCGGAGUGGGUGCGGCCGUGCCGGUGCCGGGGCUCAACGAAGUGGGUCCACCAGGCCUGCCUGCAGCGCUGGGUGGACGAGAAACAGCGAGGCAACAGCACGGCGAGGGUCGCCUGUCCGCAGUGCAACGCAGAAUACCUCAUCGUCUUCCCAAAACUGGGUCCGAUCGUUUAUGUUCUGGAUCUGGCCGACCGGCUCAUCUCCAAGGCCGGCCCCUUCGCUGCAGCCGGAAUCAUGGUGGGCUCCAUCUACUGGACCGCCGUCACAUACGGCGCCGUCACAGUCAUGCAGGUGGUGGGCCAUAAGGAGGGCCUGGACGUGAUGGAGCGGGCCGACCCGCUCUUCCUGCUCAUCGGCCUGCCCACCAUCCCCGUCAUGCUGAUCCUGGGGAAGAUGAUCCGCUGGGAGGACUACGUCCUGCGGCUGUGGAGGAAGUACUCCAACAAGCUGCAGAUCUUCAACAGCAUCUUCCCAGGUAUCGGCUGCCCGGUGCCGCGGAUCCCGGCCGAGGCCAGCCCUCUGGCCGACCACGUCUCCGCCACGCGGAUCUUGUGCGGCGCUCUGGUCUUUCCCACCAUCGCCACCAUCGUGGGGAAACUCAUGUUCAGCAGCGUCAACUCCAACCUGCAGAGGACCAUCCUGGGCGGCAUCGCCUUCGUGGCCAUCAAAGGGGCAUUCAAGGUCUACUUCAAGCAGCAGCAGUACCUGCGCCAAGCCCACCGCAAGAUCCUGAACUUCCCCGAGCCGGAAGAGGCCUGAGGCGGCGCUCUGCUGUCGGUGAGGAUGAACCCCCCCAACACUCAGCUUCACCCUUACUGCAACAAGCCCCGCCCCCUCCCAGCGGUUGCUACGGAGACAGACUGCGUCGCCGCUUCCCGUCCCUGGAGCGACGGGAUGGGAAGCGAACUGGAGCCUGCUUGCAGUCGGUGUGUGGCUACGCUAACACCACAUGGCUAACACACCCACUGCUAACCAAAAUAAAGACGCAGGGCAUGCGUGAAGAAGUUUUUUUUCUUUUUUAAAAUGAAACUUGUUUUGGUUUGACGUCCCUCCCCCGCCCUCGUCGGGGUCCAUUCAGAUGAUCAAUUAAUCAAUAAUUUAUCACGUUUGGAAGCUAGCAGGAAGAAAAACACGAAGCAGAAGCUACCAGAGGCAUUGUAACAUAGAAAUCUAUAUUUUAGCUUGAGACGUUCGUGUUUAUUUAUUCAGCCUACAGCUUUGAUUACUUCUGAACUCUGUAAAAGUGUUGGCACCCGUCAUGGCGGUCCGGUCCGACCCAGAGGGGAUGAACCCAGCGGGACGUGGAGCGGUUCUGUUCUGGCUCAGGUCGGGACGGGUUGGCAGUAGUUUUCACAAGCUCUUAGCUUCUCCCACAAACUUCAAUAUGUUUUAUUGGACAAACCAAUAAAAGCUGAAAAUGAUGCAUGCAUUAAAGAAAAGAAAAUCGAGUUUAGUUCUGGACUUUGACUAGGCCGUGCUUCAUAUAAACUUUGCCAAAUUGAAACUACAUCUGUGCCACAAAUUUCAGUUUUUCUAGUUUUAUCUGCUUAACAUUUUUAAUGAAAUCUCUAAAACAUUAAAGAUCUUCAGAUUGCCAUUAGUUAUAAAAAAAUUUAAACAUUUUGGGUCAAAUAUUUUCUAUUUUAUUGGCCAAAUUUUUACCAUUUCUUGAAUUGUGGCCAAUUAAAAAUCAUUUCAAGGGCCACAAAUGGCCCACGCCCCACACUUUGGACAACCCUGAUCUAAAUCUCCUGUAGCUCUGGCUUCAACCAUUUUCCCUGUUCAACUCCAACAUUCCCACAGUAUUAUUGUGCCACCACCGUGUUUCAAUGUGAGAAUUACGGUGUUUAGAAUAAAGUAAAAGAUUACAAAAGUUUAA